Tremella mesenterica DSM 1558 is the source of this 1950-nucleotide messenger RNA. RefSeq lists its product as uncharacterized. The transcript is spliced from 5 exons. The coding region runs from base 1 to 1950 and encodes 649 amino acids. NCBI's taxonomy places the organism in Eukaryota, Fungi, Basidiomycota, Tremellomycetes, Tremellales, Tremellaceae. Gene Ontology annotation, molecular function: cysteine-type endopeptidase activity. The record is from RefSeq and is a predicted model, not a curated record. Gene Ontology annotation, cellular component: mitotic spindle pole body; cytoplasm; nucleus. Gene Ontology annotation, biological process: proteolysis; meiotic chromosome separation.
AUGAGUUCUCUCACUGAAUCGACUAUCGCUCUACCUAUGGGAGAUCCAAAGAAACGUGUACAAGAUCGAUUGUCCACGAGACAUAACAUUCAACUCGCUCUCCUUCGCGCUGAAUCAGCUUACACUUCUGGGUUACAAAUAUCAACGAGACGUGGUAAAGUAGAAGAUAUCCGACAGGCUCUUGUAUCUCUCGCUCUAUUGGGCACCUUUCAGACUUCUCUAGGAAUGGGUUCAGGAACAAUCACUAAUUCCGUCGCUAGCAUGUUAGCUUACAGUCCUUCCCUCACUCUUUCAAGAGAGAUAAUUGCAGCGAUUGAUAUGAAAUUUCCCAAUCCACAUAUGGACGAUAUGAUCUUUCCUUCCAUCAGUGCCCUUCCCCCAUCGUCUUCCACUUUGUCUAAUGACUCUGAUUCAGAAUCAGAAUCGGAAGACCGAAUCCUUCGUCAAUACUGGACCUCAGUAAGAGAACGGUAUGCCACAGGAUCUAUCAUCGAUCAGUCAGGUUUUGAUUUAUCGAUAUUACCUCCAGAAUGGGCAGUGAUUAGUAUCAAUGUGACAGAUGAUAGGAACACAAUGUUCGUCACUCGUCAUCAGAAAGAUCACGAACCACUUGUUUUCUGUCUUCCUCUCGAUAGACAAGGGAGGAGAGAAGGUGAUGACGACCUCUUUACGUUUGAUGCGGCUAUAAGUGAAUUGAAGAGUAUCAUCGAAGCUAGUGAUCAGAGUGCUAGGUCAGCGAAGGAUGUAGCAGAUACGACAGCGGCUAAGAAGGAUUGGUGGGCUGUGAGACAAGCGCUGGAUAGGAGAAUGAAGACGUUGGUAGAGACUAUAGAGUUUUGUUGGUUGGGGGCUUUCAAGACUAUCUUCAGCUCUCGACAAGGUCGAUCAACCAAAAAGCUGAAAGAAUUCAGAACGAAGCUUGACCGGAUCUUUGCAUAUGCCCUAUCUGGAAAUGGUAUCGCUAUCAGUAAACACCAAGUUCAUCUGGACGACGCCCUUUUGGAAUGUUUCAUCACAUUGUCUUCGAAAUCACGCGAUGAAGAGAUCGAAGAUUUGGUUUAUUUCAUCUUGGACAUCUAUCAAUUUCAUGGGGUGCCUGUUGCCCUUGCGGAGUUGGACAUUGACCAGAUAGGGGUAGAUGUGAAAUCUCUCUUAGCAGAGAUUGACACUACCAAUGCCACCCCUACGGAACCUGAACAUCUUUUCCUCGCACUUGACAAAAACGUAUUUCCUAUACCCUGGGAAUCCCUUCCCAUUCUCCGUGGUCGUCCCAUCUCCCGUAUCCCAUCCUUACCUUUCCUUCUCGAUCAAGUCAAUUUGGGUCUGCAUCUCCAUCCAGGGUCAGACCCAGCGAAGAGAAGUGUGAAUUCUAAAAAGACGUUUUAUAUUUUAAACCCCUCGGGAGACUUGAAAAGGACACAAGAAAGCUUCGAACCUUGGAUUGAUAGUAUGACAAAGAGAUCAGGAUGGAAAGGUAUAAAAGGAAGACCUCCGACUGAAUUGGAAUAUACUACUGCGUUGAAGGAAAAUGAUUUGGUUUUAUACUUUGGUCAUGGUGGAGCAGAACAAUAUGUACGUAGUAAGGCAAUCGCCCAUUUACCAAAAUGCGCAAGUGUCAUGUUGUGGGGAUGUUCUUCUGGUGAAUUGAGAGAUGCGGGAGAUCUAGAUCGUUAUGGUACUCCAUGGGAUUAUGUCAUGGGAGGAUGUCCAUCUUUAGUAGCAAAUCUAUGGGAUGUUACAGAUAAAGAGAUAGAUCAUUUAUCAACAUCAGUCUUUCAACGUCUUCAUCUUAACCCUUCACACGUUUCAACAUCACGUAAACCCGCUUUGAUCCCUUUGGCACAAAUAUCAAAUGUACAGGCUGUUAAUUCGGCUAGGGACGAUUGUAAACUUUGUUAUUUGACUGGAGCUGCUCCUGUGGUUUAUGGGGUUCCCAUCUGGGUACAUUAG